Messenger RNA from Linum trigynum, 375 nucleotides. NCBI's taxonomy places the organism in Eukaryota, Viridiplantae, Streptophyta, Magnoliopsida, Malpighiales, Linaceae. The record is from the annotation of a GenBank genome assembly.
AUGGUGUUGCCCGAGCUUCCUCAUGCAGAAUCAUCCGAUGGGACUUCUCUUAGUCAGCCCAUGGUCGCCCCUGGCUCUCCCACAGCAACACCGCAACAUCAAUCCUCGGCCCGGCCCAGAGCUCGGCCCGAAGUAGAGGCUUUGCCUGGCCCCACUCCCUUGGCCCGACCCAGCUCUUCGGUGCCAUCACCUGGGACCCAAUCCCCUCCUGGGCUUGACAGCACUGCCCAGUCCCCGCCAAGUUUGGGCCACGAUGCGACCAACCCAGCUGCUAGGUCUGAUUCGCUUCCUCGGGGCAUUUUUCUGGAGGUUCCACCGCAGCCCCUGCGACGUAGUGAUCGCAUCCUGAUCCUGCUGCCUAUCGUCCUCUCGUAG